Messenger RNA from Mugil cephalus (flathead mullet), 7154 nucleotides. It is a transcript of the gene epb41l2, whose product is annotated as erythrocyte membrane protein band 4.1 like 2. Gene Ontology annotation, cellular component: plasma membrane; cytoskeleton. The transcript is spliced from 25 exons. The record is from RefSeq and is a predicted model, not a curated record. Gene Ontology annotation, molecular function: structural molecule activity; actin binding. Gene Ontology annotation, biological process: cortical actin cytoskeleton organization. Bases 339 to 3701 code for a protein of 1120 amino acids. Lineage: Eukaryota; Metazoa; Chordata; Actinopteri; Mugiliformes; Mugilidae.
UUCUCCACCGCCGCCGCCCCCACCGCCGCUCCGCGUCCCCUCUCAGUUCCUGCCCUCGUUUCUCCGAGCGGUCGGUCCCGGGGGGGAUGGCGGCGCUCUGACGAGAGGAGAGGAUGGAGGAGAGAACGUGGCAAUGACAUUUUUGUAGGGCAGGCAUCAGCUGAGAGGUUCGGGAGUGAAAGGAAGACGGAACAGAGACGGAAGGACGGAAGAAAAAAAAAAAGGCUAAAAGAAACGGUAAACAGAAGGGAAACGGGAGGUGAAAAGGAAGAAGGGGAAGAGGCUAAAGGAAAGGAGAUACAAGGAAAAAGAGAGCAACUGUAGGUUGACGCGUCGCCAUGACAACGGAAGCAGGCUCUGAGACAGAGGUGAAGGAGAAGGCGGAGGAGUCGGCCGCUCAGCCGGACCAAUCGGAGCAGGCAGCGGAAGAGACCCAGGAGGUAGCGAACGCCGAGGGAGAGGAGAAGGGGAAGGAGAAGGAGAAGGACAAAGAGGGGAAGGAGGGCAAGGGGAUAUCUCGAUACCUGCCGACAUGGCUUAAGAAGCAGAAGUCUCAAAGCCAGACCUCCCCGACGAAGGAGGCGCCGCCCACAGGCGAUCCCAAGGUGACACAGGAACAACAGGAGGCGCCUGCCCCAGAAGUGAACGGUCACGCAGAGGAAGUGGAAGAGAAGGAGGAAGUCAAGUCGGAGCAAGUGAAGGAAAAAGAAGCGGAAUCUCAUUCCAACGCCAGCGCAGACACUGAGCCUGCUAAGGAAGAGAAGGCGGUAGACAGCGCAGAGAAAAGUCCGGAAGAAACCAAGGAGACAACCGAAGGCGAGGCAGCAGCAGCAGCAGCAGCAGCAGCAGCAGCAGCAGCAGCAGCAGAGGAGGAGAACAAGGCCCAGGAAGGAGAGGCGGAGGCUGCAGGUGAGGGAGGAGAAGGCCAGACCUCCAUUUUCCAGUCUCCUCUUCGCCUGGUGAGAAAGACCAAGAUGAAGCUGGUGGUGUGUCACGUCACCCUUCUGGACGGGACCGACUUCACCUGUGAGGUGGAGAAACGAGCCAAGGGUCAGUACUUAUUCUUUAAAGUGUGUGAGCACCUCAAUCUGCUGGAAAAAGACUACUUUGGUCUGACAUACAAGGACAACCACGAACAGACGUGUUGGCUGGAUCCCACUAAGGAAAUCAAGAGACAGAUACGCAGUAACAACUGGCAGUUUGCUUUCAACGUCAAGUUCUACCCUCCCGACCCCUCACUGCUCACCGAAGACAUCACAAGGUACCUUUUGUGCCUGCAGCUGCGGGAAGAUGUAGCCUCCGGACGGCUGCCCUGCUCGUUCGUCACCCACGCUCUGCUGGGGUCGUACACGCUGCAGGCAGAAUUCGGUGACUUCGAACCCGACCAGCCUCGCCCUCUGGCCUACAUCAAUCAGCUGACCUUCGCGCCCAAUCAGAACAAAGAGAUGGAGGAGAAGAUUCUCGAGCUCCACAAGUCCCACAGGGGAAUGACACCAGCACAGGCCGACACCCAGUUCCUAGAAAAUGCCAAGAAACUCUCCAUGUAUGGGGUUGACCUGCACCACGCUAAGGAUUCUGAGGGUGUGGACAUCAUGCUCGGAGUCUGCGCCAACGGACUCCUGGUCUACAAAGACAGACUUCGGAUAAAUCGUUUCGCCUGGCCCAAAAUCCUCAAGAUUUCCUACAAGAGGAACAACUUCUACAUUAAGAUCAGACCAGGAGAGACGGAGCAGUUCGAGAGCACGGUGGGAUUCAAACUCCAGAAUCAUCGAUCUGCCAAGAGGCUGUGGAAGGUCUGCGUGGAGAAUCACAGUUUCUUCAGGCUAAACUCGCCCGAACCUCCCACCAAGGCCCGCUUCCUGACCCUGGGCUCCAAGUUCCGCUACAGCGGACGAACCCAGGCCCAGACCCGCAUGGCCAGCUCCCUCAUAGACCGGCCCGCACCCAACUUCGAGCGGACCUCGUCGAAACGCAUCAGCCGCAGUUUGGACGGAGCGCCAGUGAUCAGCAUAACUGAGGCCUCUGAGAACGGACGUGAGCCUCACCUGGACCUCCACUCUGACUCAAAGGUCGUGGAGGUGGACUUGAGCCCUGGCGAUGCUGAAGCCAUGCCUCCCGAGUCACCCGGAUGCAGUGAGCAUGCCCUCUCUCAGGACCAUGAUAAGACCCAGGAUGAGGUUCUGAAACACCAAGCUAGCAUUAGCCAGCUAAAACGCUCCUUUAUGGAAGCGCCACCUCCCUCUCCUCCUCAGCCCAACCAGUGGGAGAAACGUCUCACCUCCUCUCCUGCCACAACGAUACGUAUCCAACAGCAGCAAGUGAGCCUCGAGGAGGAGAUAGCCUCCGUACUUUUCAGUAGACACAGUGGCAGCGGGUUUUACUCGGCCGCCGAGGCCGCCUGCUGUGACCCAGAACGGCCACUAGAUGCCGUCGUAGCCACAUGUUCGGCCUCUACUUCCUCUGCUUCCACUGCUGUGUGUCUUCAGACUCUUCUCAUUUCCUCAGCUGCCACAACCUCUGCCACUGAGGUCAGUGUGUCCCAAACCGAAGCCGCUCCAGCCGAUAACACCGUGUCUGAUACCAAAGAACCUGAGAAGACGACCGAGGUCGAAAUCGAAGAAACCGUUGUCAUCCAGGAGGUUUCCAGGGCGACCAAACCCGGGCUUGUCACGGUCACGGCCGGCGCCCCCGCCGACCCGCCCGCCGAGCGGGAAGCCGGGAAGCAGGAAGUGAGAGUUGAGGAGGAAGCGGCGGCGGCGGUGGUGGCGGAAGCAGCGCAGAGGAAGCAGGGGAGCGUCUCGUCCGAGAGCGAGAGCGAAGACGAGGCCGAGUACCAUCCGAACGUCUCGGUGUCCAUCUCUCACACGCAAAUACCCGAGGAGGGGGAAGAGGAGGAAGAGAGGGAGAAGAAAGAUCAGGGAUCAGUGGAGCAGGUCGCGUCGCCUCCAGGUGCCUCUUUCCCUCCGGCUGAUGUCGCGCGGCCCGCAGAAGAAACCGCCACAGAAGAAGAGGCGUCCAGGAGAGAGGACACGCAGGCAGAGAUGACGAAGAGCCCAGAGGAAGAGGAGGUGGAGGAAAAAGAAGGUGAAAGGGAGACGGAGGAAAGCACCGAAGAUCCCAUGCUGACGCCUGAAGAAGCCCCUAACGGCCUCACCCUGCCCGGGGAGGGCGCGACCGGGUCGGCCGCCCCCGCGGAGGAGGAGGAAGAGGAGGAGGAGCCCAAAAUGAACGGGGAAGCCUCACUGGCUGAAGCGGAACCGCGGCCGCAGGUUAUUUGUUGCUCAGAGCCGCCCGUGGUAAAGACAGAAAUGGUGACUAUAUCAGACACGUUUGCAGCCCAGAAAACUGAGAUAGCUACAAAAGAAGUGCCCAUCGUACAUACGGAAACCAAGACCAUCACAUACGAGGCUGCACAGCUGGAUGGUAAUGGUGAUGGGGAACCCGGAGUGUUGAUGACUGCUCAGACAAUCACCUCUGAAUCUCUGUGCACCACUACGACCACACACAUUACCAAGACGUUAAAGGGCGGCCUGUCGGAGACGAGGAUUGAAAAGCGCAUCGUCAUCACUGGCGACUGCGACAUCGACCACGACCAGGCACUGGCCCAGGCCAUUAAGGAGGCCAAAGAGCAACAUCCUGACAUGUCUGUUACCAGAGUGGUGGUUCAUAAAGAAACUGAACUGGCUGAGGAGGAGGAUUGACUGAACGCAGAGUUGAAGAGCCCAUCGUGACUCUUUUCUCUUUCGACAUCAAACGACCUUCAUCACCCUGCGACGACCAACCUUGACAGAAGUGGAGGAGAAGAAGAGGAGUUACAGAACGGGAGGAGGAGGAGGGGGAGGAGGAGGAGGGUUAGACAAAUGGACCGAAGUUGCCGCUCUCUUCCCUUCUUUCUUACAUUUCUGUGGUGCAUCUAAAUCCCUCACUGCAAAAACCAAGAAAAACAAAAACCUCCUCGCUCUUUGUGAGGGAACAAAAAGAACCACUUAGCUUAACAUUUGUAGCUCAUUUUUAUUAUUAUUAUUAUUUUUUUAAUUAGUGCUUUUUCUUUUAACUGUUUCACUUAAAGAGAGGCGAUAGUUCGUCCUUCACGUGUCGCAAAGGUAAAAACUAGGGAUGCACUGAACCAAUCCUGAUGACAGUCGAUGCUAUGAAUGAUUAUCGUGUCCUUGUACUGAUUAUUUUACCGACGCCGCCGCUACUGACUUUCAGCGAAUCUCAAAUGGCAAAAUCAAAAACAAAAAAAAGAUUUUGUACUUGGAAUCUGUAACGGCAGUGGACAGGCGGUGUUCCUUAAAAGGUAAUUGGUUAACUUACAGCUCCCCCUCUCACUUCAUGGUGCUGUAAAUGGAAAGUAAUAUAAUGUAACUCAAUUACUUCUAAAUAACGUGUAGGACUGCAGGGAACAGGGAGACACUUGGACACGACUGUUUUCUUUUUACAAGGUUUACUGAAGUCCGACAGACUCACUCAUUCUAACACAUAGGUCAGAGGAAUGGUAGAAAACAGCUAUAUCACAUUAUUACUUUUACUCACUAAUAGCUACAGAAAAGUGGGAGCUGUAACUUAAAAUAUUGCAGUAAAAAAAAAAAAAAAAAGAAGAAAAAAAAUCAUCCAGAUUUCUUUUUAACUUUUAUGAUUCUAUAUUUUCUUCCUUUAACCAUAGUUAUAAUUCAUCCACAUUCCUUGUGUGUGACUGAGCGGCCGAGGAAGUUCAUUUUCAGUUUACGCGCUAAGAAGGAGGCGUUAGAAUCGACAGUAGGGGAUUUUAAUUGACGUUAAUUAAGCUCGAGAAGCCAAACGAUGCAGUUGGAGCAAAUUCCCUCAUUUUUAAUUUUCUACAACAUUUUAGAAGGAUUUUUUUUUUUUUUUUUUUUAUGAAUUUUAACUGAAAAUGAGCCGACUUUAAGGCCGGCGUGUACAACUGUACAGUAAAAAUGAAGGCUAUUAGAUGGGAGCAGCUUAUUAUUAGCUAAACUCUCUCCCUGCGCGACACUAACCGUUGCUGUCGGGCCUGGAGGGAGCAAGGGAGAAGUAAAACGACCUAUGAUUGGGAGAGAGAAGACCAGUAAACUGAAGGAUAAUUGGGAGAGUGCCAUCUCACAACUUGGGAACGAAAAUGAAUCUAAAGCAAGUUGGCCUUACUCUGUGGGAACGGCAGGAUUCAGCAUGUAUUUUCUAACCCGCUGUAUUAUUCUAAGGACCUUGCUUGAUUCAAAGAAAAUUAUUCUGUAACUACCACAGGUACCAAACUGAGGAUGACUUGAAAUCGACUGAUUCUGUGUCGGCCUUCUGAUUGGUCUGCUGACCGCCAAUCAGAGGCCUCCUAUCCUGUGUCAGGUCCUAACUUCCUAUGUUGGACAAACGAUCCCAAUGCGAGGGUCUGUUUCCAUAGAAAAGUGGUGAAAACGUGGAAUCUAGAAGCCAAACGUUAGCCGUCAUGCUAACAUUAGCAGAUGUUGGAAACAUGGAAGGACAAUGGCGGAGUUUGAGCGCUUACUAAGUUCACAGUUUUCCAGUGGGAACAGACCCCCCGCACGGCUAUUGUUUGUGUAACCUAGCAACAAUAACACAGCCAAACCAGUCAUGCUCCAAGUCCUGCUUUAUGUAACAAGAUAUGGGAUUGAAUUCAUUGUUACCCUGCGAGGGUAUCUUGAGCGAGUCUAGCUAGGACGCUACUGUGUUGAUUGGUUUGAGAGUGUGUAGAUAACGGUUUAUCUCAGCUCACGCCGCACGUCCAGAUGAACCCAUCUGACACGACGCCGGCUGUGUCGCAACUGUUUUGCCGCCACCAAGUACCCUGAAAUCCGUCGGCCUCAUUUUUCAAAAAAACGACAUUCAGACGUGUUCAACUGACGACGCUGAAUCUGUCACUACACUACAAACGGAGGUGAAAGCAGUUACAACACAACAGUAAAAAUGCAGCUUAAAGGGAAGUGCAUCAAAGGGUUUGAAGUGCUCUUGAAACCCCCUAAAUGGAAUCUCAUUACGUUUUUAUUCAGUUUCUGUGUAUUUUUUGCGCAAGUGUUCAGCAGAAUUCCGCAAAAAAAAAAAAAAAAAAAUUAAAAAAUGUGACAUUGUGUAAAUACCGUUGGCAUUAAAUGUGUUUCAGACCGGAGGUUUUAAUGCAUUUAGUUGGCAAAGAUUUUCAGCGUGGGCAGCAAAACAAACAACUCUCUGGAAAUUGAACAGGUUGUAAGCAGAGAAGUGCCACAGGUUACUACAAAAACAUUCCACUUCGACCUGUAUACAUACAUCCACACUCUCCUCUUUGAGUGCGAUCUUUAAAUUCCUUUUUUAAUCAGCUGAGGUUUGUUAGUUGACGCCUCUUAAUUUGACCCAAUUUUAAAAAAACUUUUCCAGUAGGCUGAGAAUUGGAGAGAGGCUUUGUAUUGGUUGGACCUCUACUAUGCAGUUAAAUGACAUUCCACGAGAGAGAAGCUUUAACCUCUUGCAGAAAAAAAAAACAUUUUUAAGAAAAAGCAAACCGUGCAAAACUAGGCAGCUUUGGAAGCUUUCACUAUUCCAAAAAAAAUAAAAAAAAAUCUUUUAAAAAGCAUCGGCGAUAUCACAAGAUAUUUGUAGAUUUUCUCAUACUUUGUCGUAUUUUCUCCGUGAAACUGAUGUAGUUGUUUGAAGCCGGGGUGCAUCGCGCCCCAUGCAGUUUGCAUAUUUGUAAUGUCGUCACAAGUGUUUUUGACAUUGAAGAAUCUCAACUACAAAUUUCAUUUUUUUUUUUUUUUUUUGCCACUGUUUCCUCUUUCGUGCUCGUAGCCGUGGGUGUCGCCUCUGUUCGGGUUUCUGGGCUCUGUUAGCCAAUCACAGGAGCUGCUGCGCUGCAUGGUCGAGCUUUCCCAAAUGUUUGUUACCCCAAGCAAAAAAAUUAAAAAUUAAAAAAAAAAUAAUAAUAAAAAUUGGAUUGAAAGUUUUCAGGGUCACAUUGGCAACUGAUGAUUCAAAGCCAGCUGAUUUUUAAAAAAAAACUGUCUCAGCGUUACACCGUUAAACUCAUGUAAUUGGAGGAUGCUAUUUGUAGUUACAUCUCAGGAUAGGCUUCAUACUCUGGACACAUGAGAAACCAGCACAGUUUUGUAUUUUAUCUAACAAAGCAGCACAAAAACAAAAACUGAUUUAUAAAAAAAAACAAAAAAACA